This is a messenger RNA of Trifolium pratense (red clover), 927 nucleotides long. RefSeq lists its product as uncharacterized. NCBI's taxonomy places the organism in Eukaryota, Viridiplantae, Streptophyta, Magnoliopsida, Fabales, Fabaceae. Bases 1 to 927 code for a protein of 308 amino acids. The transcript has 6 exons. The record is from RefSeq and is a predicted model, not a curated record.
AUGGAUGAAGAAGAAAUAGGGCUAAAGAUAGAAGAUAUUAUGUGUACGUUUAAGAACAUGGAUGGAGGACCUGGAAAGUUGAUAGUUGGAGUCAGCAAGGCUAUGGAACAAAUCAAUGAUCUCAUUGAUAAGCACAAAAAGAAUGAGGAAGCACCACCAUCUCUCAGUCAAGAGACUCUUUUGACUUUGCUCACCAUUGUUGGUAGAGAGGUCGACCUUCACACCAACAAUGGUGAUGUUUACACUGGAAUCCUUUACGUUGUCUCUCCUGAAACUGAAUUAGGUAUACAAUUAAAGCAAUGCAAACUAGGAAAUGGGAUCAUAGUAGAUACGCAAGAUAUUGCAUUAAAUCAAAUUUCUAAAAUUGUUGCAAAGGGUGUUACUGUUCUUGUGGAGAAUCUUGGCAGGAGUUUCUUGAUACUGGAUGAGCAACCAAACUACCAGAUUGAUAUUCAAAGGAUAUCUAGUGGAGAAGAUACUAGGAGUUCGUUAAUUAUCAAGAACAUUCCUAAGAGGUAUACUUCAGAAAUGCUUAUAUCUGAAAUCAAUGACACUCAACCAGGGACUUUUGAUUUCAUCUACCUUCCACUUGUCAAAAAAAGGGAGAAAUCAAAGAAAAACCUCUUCUUUUAUGGUGUUCACAAAAUCGCGAAUUUUGUUUUAAAUCUCACAAGAUUGAAUUCUGGUCGAAACGCACCAAAAAUCGCACGAAACGGGACUGUAAACGCGGAGAAAAUGGUGAUGGAGCGCAACCCAGUUUUGACCCGUUUCUGGUCACGGGUUGACCCGCCAGAGGUUGAAGAUACACUGUUCAUGCUCCAGAGUUUCUUGAUACUGGAUGAGCAACCAAACUACCAGAUUGAUAUUCAAAGGAUAUCUAGUGGAGAAGAUACUAGGAGUUCGUUAAUUAUCAAGAACAUUCCUUAA